This is a messenger RNA of Capsicum annuum, 3308 nucleotides long. Its product is annotated as putative pentatricopeptide repeat-containing protein At3g47840. Gene Ontology annotation, biological process: RNA modification. The transcript has a single exon. The record is from RefSeq and is a predicted model, not a curated record. The coding region runs from base 400 to 2517 and encodes 705 amino acids. Lineage: Eukaryota; Viridiplantae; Streptophyta; Magnoliopsida; Solanales; Solanaceae. Gene Ontology annotation, molecular function: protein binding; RNA binding.
CAAGGCUAAACUAGAGGCCAAACCACUGUCCCAUAUGUACCAAAAAAAGUUAACAACUUUUUCAACUGUUUCAAUUGUUUAAAUAAUUUUUUUUUAACUUAAUAAUAUUAAGAAAUCCAUUUAUUACCAUUAUUUAAUUAAAGAAUUGUGAGGUCUUUCAACUUAUUUUUGUGAGUUAUUCGGGAUAAUUUCAAAAUUAUUAUUGCACUCUUCAAGUGCAAAUGUCAUGAAUAUAAAAUGAAUAUUGCAGCUAACGGUGACAAGUGUUUGCAUUAUAAAGCUGCCAUUAAACGACGUGUGCAAGAAUAGUGGAAUAGUGGCUUCUGAACUUGUUCGUCGUCCUAAGAUGGGGUAAUGUAUGAAGUGCUAUAUAGCAUCUAGUUCUGAACUAGGAAUGGUAUGAUAUCAAUCAGGCUUCAUCUGACAAGACUUGUUGCAAUAUCAAGAUCUACCUAUGCUGGACGGGGAGACUUUUUGGCUUUGGAGAAAAGAAACUAUCAUUUAAUGCACCAACCCCAUGAUUUUCCUAAGCAGAGCAUGCUAGAAAUCAAUUCCCACUUAAAGGAUUUGGUUAAAAAAGGUCACUUGGAAAAUGCACGGCAGGUGUUUGACAAAAUGACUGAAAGAGAUGAGGUCUCAUGGACCAACAUGAUUUCCGGUUACGUAAACGCUUCUAGUUCAGUAAAAGCAUUGUCUUUAUUCUUAGAAAUGCGGCGUGAUCCUACUAUCAAAGUGGAUCCUUUUGCUCUUAGCCUUGCUGUGAAGGCAUGUGGGGUUAUUGUGAAUUUGAAGUGUGGGGAGUUAUUACAUGGGUAUUCGAUAAAAGUCGGUUUGGUUACUUCUGUUUUUGUGGGUAGUUCACUUGUUGACAUGUACAUGAAAGCUGGUAAAGUGUUGGAGGGUUGCGUAGUUUUUGACGAAAUGCCUCUUAGGAAUGUAGUUUCUUGGACUGCUGUUAUAACCGGGCUUGUUCGUGCAGGUUACAAUGAGGAAGGGUUGGUGUAUUUUUCUGAAAUGUGGAGAGAUGGCAUAGAAUGUGAUUCGUAUGCUUAUGCUAUUGUGUUAAAAGCGUGUGCUGAUAUGGGGUGUCUGAAUUAUGGGAGGGAAAUGCAUACUAGGAUUGUGAAGAAAGGCUUGGAUAUGAGCUCUUAUGUGGCUAAUAGUCUUGCUACAAUGUACAAUAAAUGCGGGAAACUAAAUUAUGGUAUGUGUUUGUUUGGAAGAAUGAGGUUGCGAGAUGUUGUCUCCUGGACUACAGUAAUCACGACAUAUGUUCAAACUGGUCAAGACCGAUAUGGUAUACAGGCAUUCUUGGGAAUGAAAGAAUCGAGUGUGACUCCUAAUGAAUAUACAUUUGCUGCGGUUGUUGCUGCUUGUGCAAAUCUUUCGAGACUAGACUGGGGUGUGCAACUGCAUGCAAAUGUUUUACGUGUAGGUUUUCUUGAUUCUCUGUCUGUAUCGAAUUCAAUUGUCACAAUGUACUCGAAAUGUGGACAGUUGGAUUCGGCCUCACUCAUAUUUCAUGAAAUGAGUAGAAGAGACAUUGUCUCUUGGAGCACAAUUAUUGCUGGGUAUGCUCAGGGUGGUUGUGGUGAGGAAGCUUUAGAGCUUCUAACAUGGAUGAGAAAGGAAGGACCAAAGCCAACAGAAUUUGCUCUUGCAAGUGUACUUAGUGCAUGUGGUAGUAUGGCAAUCCUUGACCAGGGCAAGCAACUUCAUGCUCAUGUUCUUAUCAUUGGAUUAGAUCAUACGCCUUUAGUACUGAGUGCUUUGAUCAACAUGUAUUCAAAAUGUGGAAGUAUUGCAGAAGCCUCAAAGAUAUUUAAUCCAGCACAAAAUAAUGACAUUGUAUCGUGGACAGCCAUGAUUCAUGGGUAUGCUGAACAUGGAUACAGCCAAGAUGCUGUAAAUUUAUUUGAAAAAAUUCCUUAUGCUGGUCUAAGACCAGAUUCUGUGACCUUCAUUGGCGUUCUAAUCGCUUGUAGUCAUGCUGGCCUUGUUGAUCUAGCUUUUCACUAUUUUAGAUUGAUGAAAGGGGAGUACAAAAUAAGUUUGUCAAAGGAACAUUAUGGUUGUAUGAUUGAUCUUCUCUGUCGUGCUGGACGAAUAAUUGAUGCCGAGAACAUGAUCAAAAAUAUGCCAUUUGAAAAGGAUGAUGUUGUUUGGUCAACCUUACUUAGAGGCUGCAGGUUACAUGGUGAUGUUGAAUGUGGAAGGCGUGCAGCUGAGCAAAUUCUUAAACUUGCUCCAAGUUGUGCUGUGACUCACACUACUCUGUCUAACAUUUAUGCAUCAAAGGGGAAGUGGGGAGAAGUAGCAGAACUGAGGAAGUUAAUGAGAUCGAAAGGUGUCAUGAAGGAGCCUGGAUGGUCUUGGAUUAAGGUCAAGGAUCAAGUUUCUGCAUUUGUUGCUGGGGACAAAAAACAUCCGCAAAAUGAAGAUAUUUAUGAUAUUUUGGAUCUUAUAUCCUCAAAAGCAGAAUUUUCUUUUCAGAGUAUUGCUAACAUUGUAGAGUAGCCAAAACUUAAGAUGUCGAUUGGAGUUUCUCGAAGUAUGAGUAUCCUUCAGAGGAAAAAGGACGGACACUUAUUUUUUUGAUAUUAUAAUCACGAUAAAAGGUGGUUGCCCCGUGCUUAUUUGCACAACCAGCUCUUUCACUGUUUCCAUCUUUUUCCCCAAAAUAGUUUUGGUCAUUUUCUUUGGAGAUGAUCCUGAUGUGCUCUUUUGUAGCAUAAUCCAUUUAUGGUGCUGCCAUGAGAUGUAAUUUUGCUUUCGAGGUUGUAAAGAGCAAUCUAAGAGGUAAAGCUGGCGCGGAGCAGUGCUAUGGGUUUGUGUUUUGUGUACGUAUGAAAAUAUUGCAGCAAGCAAUGUAUGUGCAAACAACUUGAUGAUGCUAAGCAGAUUGCCUUCAUCAAGCAGAGUCGCUUGUGUACUUGCCCUGUGAGCGAUUCAGUAGGGAAUGAGAGCUAGCUGAGGCAUCCUGCAAAACACAUGGAGGAUGAUCUUUAGUCGAAGGCGUAAGAUCUAUAUCUGGAAGCAUGCUUAGCACUGUUGGCUUGUAAGUUACAAGUUGUACAAAUAUAGAGUUGAGUUGGAAGGCUGUGACAAACGAAAGACGCUCUGGAAUGCUGUUCAAAUGGGGUUAUGAAGGCGUAGCUAGAAUUGAGUUGCAACUUUUACUUGAAGAAACCAGACGAGUAUCUAGCUCUUAUUAUACUGGUGGAGAAAAGAUUUUUGUUCUCCUCUCUACGUACUAAUUGUUCCUUGGGUUGAGUUAGGCUCAGAUAUUAUAUCUUUAUGAUAUUUAA